Molecule: messenger RNA, 179 nt
Organism: Entrophospora candida
Lineage: Eukaryota; Fungi; Glomeromycota; Glomeromycetes; Entrophosporales; Entrophosporaceae
Source: the annotation of a GenBank genome assembly
AUGAGUAUAAAGACAAAACAUCAGCUGCAACCAAACAUACAAAUAGACCAGCAAGAUCCAAAUCAAGAUGAUGUAUCUGCACAAAAUUAUGGGGAUAACCAAGAUGAUGAUAGUAAUUUAUUAGCAGUAAACUUUAAUAAUACUGAAGAUGUUGAAAAUGUUGAAUUAUUAGCAGAAAU